Prunus mume (Japanese apricot) is the source of this 1241-nucleotide messenger RNA. Lineage: Eukaryota; Viridiplantae; Streptophyta; Magnoliopsida; Rosales; Rosaceae. The record is from RefSeq and is a predicted model, not a curated record.
UAUUACCAACAAAAAAACCUCAAGUUAUGGCAAUGCAAUUACGAUCUUUUCUCUUAGGCGUGCUGCUACUAAUUGGCUUUGCAUUGACAAAUAGCAAAGCAGAUAUUAGAGCUCCACCCACGCAUUUUGACACUGCUUCUCUCAAUAGGAGCAGUUUUCCAGAAGGGUUCAUAUUUGGCGUAGGUUCUGGAUCUUACCAAUAUGAAGGUGCUGCAAACGAAGGUGGUAGAGGACCAAGCAUUUGGGAUACCUUCACCCACAAAUAUCCAGAAAAGAUUAAUGAUAGCAGUAACGGAGAUAUCGCUGUUGAUCAAUAUCACCGCUAUAAGGAAGAUGUGGGGAUUAUGAAGAAUAUGGGGUGGGAUGCUUAUAGAUUCUCUAUCUCUUGGUCAAGAUUAUUACCAAAUGGAAAGUUAAGUGGAGGAGUGAACAAGGAAGGAAUCAAAUAUUACAACAAUCUCAUCAAUGAGCUCUUACGCAAUGGUCUAACGCCAUUUGUGACACUCUUCCAUUGGGAUCUUCCCCAAACUUUAGAAGACGAAUAUGGUGGUUUCCUAAGCCCUCAUAUUGUCAAUCAUUUUCAAGAUUACGUAGAACUUUGUUAUAAGGAAUUUGGUGAUCGAGUAAAGCAUUGGAGCACACUGAAUGAGCCAUAUACCUUUAGUAACUUUGGUUACGCAAUCGGGUCUCAUGCGCCGGGACGAUGCUCUACUUGGCAGCAACUAAACUGCACCGGGGGAGAUUCAUCUACUGAACCAUAUUUGGUAACACCCCACCUGCCCCUUGCACAUGCAGCUGCCGUAAAAUUGUACAAAAAUAAAUAUCAGGCCUCUCAAAAUGGAGUGAUAGGGAUAACACUAGUGUCACAUUGGUUUGAGCCCCUAUCAGAAGAAAAAGAAAAUAAGAAUGCUGCAUUACGAGCUUUGGAUUUUAUGUUCGGAUGGUUUGUUGAGCCAUUGACAAGUGGUGACUAUCCUCAAAGCAUGCGAUCUCUUGUCGGAAGCCGAUUACCAAAAUUCACGAAAGAACAAUCCGAGUUGCUAAUUGGUUCAUUUGAUUUUCUUGGACUAAAUUACUAUGCUGGUUACUAUGCAAGUGAUGCACCUCAAAAUAACUCUGUAUACGCAAGCUACACAACAGAUGCUGGAGUUAAUCUUUCAUCUGAGCGUAACGGGGUCCCCAUCGGUUCAAAGGGUGCUUCGGAAUGGCUAAAUGUUUAUCCACAAGGAAUUCAAGAUCUU